AGCGCCUGUCUCUCACGCAGCCGGGGUGUCAGGGGGCGGUGGCGGCCAUUUUGGAGCAGAGCGCACGGCCGAUAGGCGCGCAGGGAGCGCGGAGGCAGCGCGGAGCCGCAGGGCCGCCUCCCCCCGCCAUGGCCGCCCCGCUGGGUACCGGCGCCCGCGCGGAGGACUCCGGGCAGGAGAAACAGGACUCGCAGGAGAAGGAAACCGUCAACCCGGAGCGGGCCGAGGAGGCGAAGCUGAAGGCCAAGUACCCCAACCUGGGCCAGAAGCCCGGCGGCUCCGACUUCCUCAUGAAGAGGCUGCAGAAAGGGCAAAAAUACUUCGAUUCUGGUGACUACAACAUGGCCAAGGCGAAGAUGAAGAACAAGCAGCUGCCGACUGCGGGGCCGGACAAGAACCUGGUGACAGGCGACCACAUCCCCAAGCCGCAGGACCUCCCCCAGAGAAAAUCCUCGCUUGUCGCCAGCAAGCUGGCAGGGUAGCCUACACUCAUGGGCUGUUUUGUUUUUUUUCCUAUUUUCUUUUCUCUUUUGGUUAAUUGGAUUGAACUUCACUGUACCAUAGAGCUGGGAGCACCAGAAUCCACAUAGUUAUACAAGUAUUUAUAGCAAACACACACCACAACCGAGAAGAACGUGAGAUGUCAGUAGCCCAGGCCACGCAGGCAGACCCUUGGUGGAUUUGGUUGCGCAUUUGCUUUUCGCGAGCCGGUUUGCUGCCUUAACUCUCACGCUGCUCAGAACCACCCCUGCCCGCAGUCGCUGCAGCGCUGCAUCCUUCCCUGCAGCGUGGUGGCCCUGAGGGAAGCGAGGAGUGCUGGGAGGAGGCGCGUGGUGCCAUCGUGUUGUGUUCUUCAGGUGUCUGUAGGGGAAGAUGCAGAGGGGGAAGUGGCAAAAGCUGUGAUAGCCGGCCUGCAGUCUAGUUAGGUGUGCGUGUGUUAGACUUCUCAAUUGAGUAGUUGAGGUGGGAGCGUGGCUGCAAUGGAGGGCGGCAGCCCUGGAGGUUUUGCGGGCAGUUUCUCUCUGCCUGCUCUGUCCUUCCUGCUGAGGAUGCCUGCGGUGGUGAAUGGAGCAUGGUGGGCGCCGCAGAGCGUGGUUGGAGCCCCAUCCUCUGCUCCACGGGGCCCUGCUCAGAGCCUGGGGCUUGGUGCUUGCAAAGCACGGGGCUGGUGGGGGGUGAGAUAGAUGUGAGCUGUGAGAGCAGCGGGACAGAGAGGGGCACCCCAGGGAGGAGAAAGAGCGUGGAGAUGAGAGAGAGAGAGAGAAAAUUAAUAGAGGCAAAUUAGCGUUGGCAGUGUCAUGCACCCUUGGCUUGAGGUUCUUUUGUUUUUUCUCCUUUUUUUUUUUUUUUUCUCUCUUGCCUUUUUGUUUCAGGCUUGAAAAAAGCAAACAGAAUGAGGUCAGCGUGGUGGCUGCAGCUUGCAGAGCAGGGCGCACUUGGUGCCUGCGUGGUGCUGGUGAAGCAGCUCCAGGUGCGGGGCUUUGGGCUGAGGUGCAAGCACCGAGUCCAAGCUAGGUUUUAAAAGGCUCUAGAGGUCGAGCAGGCAGUGUUGGUUUUGGGGAGUUCUAUUGGAUCCGGAGAAAAUGCAGGAGGGAGGCAGCGGGUGAUGCCCUGCACAGCUUUCCUCACAUGUGAUCCUGGCUGGGUUGCUCACAGAGCUGUACUGCGCAUCGCACUUCUGUGCUGCUGCUCUGAGCAAGGCCGUGCUUGAACACUCACAUUUGCUGUUGAGGGGUUUGUCAGUGACCCUGAGCGAGGAGCUGUGGCCCCACGGCCAUGGACUUCCCUUCGAGGAGUGUGGCAGGGAUAGGCACUGUGCCUCGUGCUCAGCUCCUUGCCCAGCCCCGUGCUACCUGGCCGUGCAGCCUCCUAGGAUGCUCUGCUGUUGGUCCCAGCUGCAUUGUAAAUAGAUACGAAUCAUAUAUACAAAUAUAUAUAUAAUUUUUUACAUCUUCA
This is a messenger RNA of Numida meleagris (helmeted guineafowl), 1956 nucleotides long. RefSeq names its product endosulfine alpha (gene ENSA). The coding region runs from base 129 to 482 and encodes 117 amino acids. Lineage: Eukaryota; Metazoa; Chordata; Aves; Galliformes; Numididae. Gene Ontology annotation, cellular component: cytoplasm. The record is from RefSeq and is a predicted model, not a curated record. Gene Ontology annotation, molecular function: protein phosphatase inhibitor activity. The transcript is spliced from 3 exons.